Molecule: messenger RNA, 1846 nt
Organism: Bufo bufo (common toad)
Lineage: Eukaryota; Metazoa; Chordata; Amphibia; Anura; Bufonidae
Product: gastrula zinc finger protein XlCGF17.1-like
Exons: 2
Coding region: 89-1189 (366 amino acids)
Biological process (GO): negative regulation of transcription by RNA polymerase II
Molecular function (GO): DNA-binding transcription repressor activity, RNA polymerase II-specific
Source: RefSeq, a predicted model, not a curated record
UCAUAGAGGGGCCAUAGAUUAUGAGGGUCUCUUAUGUGGAUCUGCUAUAUUUCCCACCUGUCCGCUGUAUUGUGCUGAAUUGUUACAGAUGAAAAAUCAGGGGGAAGAUCUGAUUAUUAUUAAAGUGGAGGAUGAAGAAGAGAGGAUGAUGGGCGAUUUCCCUUGUAAGAGUGAGGUGGAGGAGGACAUUCCAGGAGAUGUCACCCCAGAGAAUUCCAGUAAAAAUGGAAAGGGCAGUACUAUAUUAUCACUAAAUUAUAAAGAAGAAGAUGAAGAUGUCCUCCAGCGCUCUUCCGGAGAAAACCUCAUUACCCUUAAUGUACACCCAGAACUUCACAGUACAGAUCUAUUAUAUAAUCCUCUUCAUCAUGAGGAGCCUUCCCCUGACCAAUUACAGAUUGUUACCAUAAAUACAGGUCAGAAAGGGGAUAAAAGGUUUCAGGGUGGUAAAGAGUUAACAGAACAAUCAAGACUUUCUACACACAGAAGAAUUCAGAAAGCAGAGCAGCCAUACUCCUGUUUAGAAUAUGGGAAAUUCUUUAAAAGUAAAUCAGAUUUAGUUAAACAUAAGAAAAUUCACACAGAAGAGAAGCCAUAUUCAUGUUUGGAAUGUGGGAAAUGUUUUACAUAUAAAUCACAUCUUGUUACACAUGAGAAAAUUCACACAGAAGAGAAGCCAUAUUCAUGUUCAAAAUGCGGGAAAUGUUUUACAUAUAAAUCAGAUCUUGUUAAACAUGAGAGAAUUCACACAGGAGAGAAGCCAUAUUCAUGUUCAGAAUGUGGGAAAUGUUUUACAAGCAAAUCAGAUCUUGUUAAACAUGAGAGAAUUCACACAGAAGAGAAACCAUAUUCAUGUUCAGAAUGUGGGAAAAGUUUUACGGAUAAAUCCAGUCUUGUUAGACAUAAGAGAAUUCACACAGGAGAGAAGCCAUAUUCAUGUUCAAUAUGUGGAAAAUGUUUUGCACAAAAAUCAAAUCUUAUGAAACAUGACAAAACUCACACAGGAGAGAAACCAUAUUCAUGUUUAGAAUGUGGGAAAUGUUUUAGAAUGAGAUCAUAUCUUGUUAUACAUGAGAGAAUUCACACAGGAGAAAAUCUGUAUUUAUGUUCAAAAUGUGGGAAAUGUUUUACAAAAAACUCACACCUUAUUAGACAUGAAAAAAUUCACACAGGAGAGAAGCGAUUUUGAUGUUUUAUAUGUUGAAAAUGCUUUGUAAUAAAGAACUAAAAUUCAACAAAUCAGGAAAAAAUAUAUUUUUAGCUAUGGGAAAUGCGAUAAGAGCAAAAAAUAAUUUUAAAUCCAUCCUAUUCACAGACGUUAAACUUCGGGCUACAUGGCAACAUGUAUCACAUUACUGCAAGUCUCAGAACAGUCUCACAACUUGUCUUCAAAUUGCUGUCAUGCAGCUAUUUUAGAGCUGAAAUUUGGCAGUAAAUAUCUGCCAAACUGCAGAAGUUGUAGUUGACUAUGACUUGUAUUGUGUUCUAUCAUAGGAAAGUCACAUAUGAUUUGCAAUCAAGAAUCCAAGUGUUGGAUUUUAUGUGACUGUCAUGACAUAUACCGUGUCAUGUUGUGAACCCAUUGACAGUCAUUAUAUGUAGUGUCACAAUGCAACAUAUCAUCUGAUGUCACCGUUUAUCUCCAGCUUAAAACCCAAUAAGAAUAUUUAUUUUUUGGGUGGAAUUAUCCUGGAUCAGCCGAACAACUACAAUAUAUUUCUCGGAAGAGAAGAAGAGCCUUGUUGUGUUGAGAGUAUAACCUAAGAACUGAGAUUGGAAGAGGACACUAGGUGGGAAAACGUUUAUUCAACUUUAUUGUUUACUUGUGAUGUCACAUCUGUUAUUC